GCGGGCCGGGCAGGUUUUCCGGAAGGACGCUGGGUCCCUGCUCGCGCCGGCGCGAGCUACAGCCUGGGAGGCGCCGCAUUUCCGGCUCUCUGUCGCGGCUGCUGGCGCUGCAUAGAUUGCCCUUGCAGAAAUGUCGGGGUUCAGCCCGGAACUCAUCGACUAUCUGGAAGGGAAAAUCUCCUUUGAGGAGUUCGAAAGACGGAGAGAAGAGAGAAAAACCCGCGAGAAGAAAAGUCUUCAGGAAAAAGGAAAGUUAUCUGCUGAAGAAAAUCCAGAUGACUCUGAAGUUCCAUCAUCAUCAGGAAUUGUCUCUACCAAAUCCCAGGACAAAGAUGCUAGUGAAGGAGAAACAUCAGAUGGAGUGAGUAAAUCAGUUCACAAGGUCUUUGCUUCCAUGCUUGGAGAAAAUGAAGAUGAAGAGGAGGAAGAGGAAGAAGAGGAGGAAGAGGAAGAAACACCUGAGCAGCCCACUGCAGGGGAUGUAUUUGUAUUGGAGAUGGUUCUCAAUCGUGAAACCAAGAAAAUGAUGAAAGAGAAAAGACCUCGGAGUAAACUUCCAAGAGCUCUAAGGGGUCUCAUGGGUGAAGCCAACAUUCGCUUUGCUCGAGGAGAACGCGAAGAGGCAAUAUUGAUGUGCAUGGAAAUCAUAAGACAAGCUCCUCUGGCUUAUGAGCCAUUCUCUACCCUUGCCAUGAUAUAUGAGGACCAAGGUGACAUGGAGAAAUCAUUGCAGUUUGAGUUGAUUGCUGCACAUUUAAAUCCCAGUGACACAGAAGAAUGGGUCAGACUGGCAGAGAUGUCUCUGGAACAAGACAAUAUUAAGCAGGCUAUUUUUUGCUAUACCAAAGCUCUUAAAUAUGAACCUACUAAUGUUCGUUAUCUGUGGGAGCGAUCAAGUCUUUAUGAACAGAUGGGUGAUCAUAAAAUGGCCAUGGAUGGUUAUAGGCGUAUUUUAAAUCUUUUGUCUCCAUCUGAUGGAGAACGUUUUAUGCAAUUGACUAGAGAUAUGGCAAAGAGUUACUAUGAAGCCAAUGAUGUUACUUCAGCUAUUAAUAUAAUUGAUGAAGCUUUCUCCAAACACCAGAACCUAGUCUCCAUGGAAGAUGUUAACAUAGCAGCUGAACUGUGUAUUUCUAACAAGCAGUAUGACAAAGCUUUAGAGGUAAUUACAGAUUUUUCUGGAAUUGUGCUGGAAAAGAAAACUUUAGAAGAAGGCACCUCAGAAGAGAAUAAAGCUCAUGAGGAUGUUACCUGCACUAUACCUGAUGGUGUGCCAAUAGACAUCACUGUAAAGUUGAUGGUCUGUCUUGUGCAUCUCAACAUCCUUGAACCACUUAAUCCUCUCUUGACAACACUAGUGGAACAGAAUCCUGAAGACAUGGGAGACCUCUAUCUAGAUGUUGCUGAAGCUUUUCUGGAUGUUGGUGAAUAUAAUUCUGCACUUCCUCUGCUCAGUGCGCUCGUUUGCUCUGAAAGAUACAACCUUGCAGUAGUUUGGCUUCGGCAUGCAGAAUGUUUAAAGGCCUUAGGCUAUAUGGAGCGUGCUGCAGAAAGCUAUGGCAAAGUGGUUGAUCUGGCCCCUCUCCAUUUGGAUGCAAGAAUUUCACUUUCCACCCUUCAGCAGCAGCUGGGCCGUCCUGAGAAAGCUCUGGAAGCUCUGGAACCAAUGUAUGAUCCAGAUACUUUAGCACAGGAUGCAAAUGCUGCACAGCAGGAACUGAAGUUAUUGCUCCAUCGCUCUACUCUGUUGUUUUCACAAGGGAAAAUGUAUGGCUAUGUGGAUACCUUGCUUACUAUGUUAGCCAUGCUUUUAAAGGUAGCAAUGAAUAGAGCCCAAGUCUGUUUGAUAUCCAGUUCCAAAUCUGGAGAGAGGCAUCUCUAUCUAUUUAAAGUAUCAAGAGACAAAAUAUCAGACAACAAUGACCAAGAGACAGCAAAUUGUGACGCAAAAGUCCCUUUGGUCGUCAACUUAAGAGAUUCCACUGCACAAAAAUUAAAAGGAGAACAUCUGCUUAAAUCUUCUUAUGAAAAAACAAUAUUUGCUGUCCUCAUGAGUGUUUUGACAAAAGAUGACUGGUGGAACCUUCUCUUGAAGGCCAUAUACUCCUUAAGUGACCUAUCCCGAUUUGAAGAGGCUGAGUUGCUUGUAGAUUCUUCAUUGGAAUAUUAUUCCUUUUAUGAUGACAGGCAAAAACGCAAAGAACUAGAGUAUUUUGGUCUGUCUGCUGCAAUUCUGGACAAAAAUUUCAGAAAGGCAUACAACUAUAUCAGAAUAAUGGUAAUGGAACAUGUCAAUAAACCCCAGCUCUGGAACAUUUUCAAUCAAGUUACCAUGCACUCCCAAGAUGUGCGCCAUCAUCGCUUCUGUCUCCGAUUAAUGCUGAAAAACCCAGAUAAUCAUGCAUUAUGUGUCUUAAAUGGACACAAUGCAUUUGUCUCUGGUAGUUUUAAGCAUGCACUUGGACAGUACGUACAAGCCUUUCGUACCCAUCCCCAUGAACCUCUCUAUAGCCUCUGUAUAGGCCUAACCUUUAUUCAUAUGGCAUCUCAGAAGUAUGUGUUAAGGAGACAUGCUCUUAUUGUGCAGGGCUUUUCCUUUCUUAAUCGAUACCUCAGUCUACGUGGGCCUUGCCAGGAAUCAUUCUACAAUUUGGGUCGUGGCCUUCAUCAGUUGGGGCUGAUGCAUCUUGCAAUCCAUUAUUACCAGAAGGCCCUAGAGCUCCCUCCACUUGUGUUAGAGGGUAUAGAAGUUGAACAGUUAGACUUACGAAGAGAUAUUGCCUACAACUUGUCUCUCGUUUAUCAGAGCAGCGGGAACAUUAGAAUGGCUCGAAGGCUUUUGUAUACCUAUUGUACUAUAUAAAGCACUUCAACUGAGAAAGCCCUGGCAGCUGCUGUGUAAGAACCAAAAAUCUUCCGUCUCAGGGUUUAUUAUUCAUAACUUCAGUGAUAAUUUCAGAAUUAUCUAA
Messenger RNA from Nycticebus coucang (slow loris), 2969 nucleotides. RefSeq names its product general transcription factor IIIC subunit 3 (gene GTF3C3). Gene Ontology annotation, cellular component: transcription factor TFIIIC complex. Lineage: Eukaryota; Metazoa; Chordata; Mammalia; Primates; Lorisidae. Gene Ontology annotation, molecular function: protein binding. Gene Ontology annotation, biological process: transcription by RNA polymerase III. Bases 131 to 2863 code for a protein of 910 amino acids. The record is from RefSeq and is a predicted model, not a curated record. The transcript has 19 exons.